UCAAGUUGUAAAAGUUUUCGCUGCUUCUCUCAAUCGACACCUCUUCUGUCUGCGUGACAGCUCGUCCAUCUCCAAGUGGCCGCUGCUGCUCCACCAACUCCUCCCACUCGGCCUGUCAUCACCACAAGAGCAGCGUCCUCCUCUCUGAGGAGCGGCUCCUCUCACUGACUUUUCACAGUCCGGUGCCCCGACAGGACUCAGCAGGCAUGGCCGGCAGCCUCGCGCACCAGGGCUCCCCGAACCCGGGCUACAAUGCCCACAACCCAGUCACUGUGCCGGUCCCCAUCCAGACUGACUCCAGGGACAAGUGGAGCAAGAAGAUGGAUUUCCUCUUGUCUGUCAUUGGCUUUGCAGUUGACCUGGGAAAUGUUUGGAGAUUUCCCUACAUAUGUUAUCAGAACGGCGGCGGUGCGUUCCUGAUUCCCUACAUAUUGAUGGCCAUCUUUGGCGGUGUUCCGCUCUUCUACAUGGAGCUGGCGCUGGGGCAGUUCCACAGAACCGGAGCUAUAUCCAUAUGGAAACACAUCUGUCCCAUUUUCAAAGGUAUAGGCUAUGCCAUUUGUAUCAUCGCUCUGUAUGUGUCCUUCUACUACAACACCAUCAUCGCUUGGGCCCUUUUCUACUUCUACUCCUCAUUUUCCACCAUCUUGCCUUGGACAAACUGUGAUAAUGCCUGGAAUACCCCCGACUGCACCAACUAUUUUGGCAUGGACAAUGUCACUUGGACAAAUUCCUCCAGGUCUCCGGCAGAGGAAUUUUACACGAGAAACGUCCUGGAGAUCCACAAGUCGUCGGGGCUGAAAGAUGUGGGGGGAGUCCGCUGGCAGUUGAUGCUUUGCCUUUUUUUAAUUUUUACUAUAGUAUACUUCAGCCUCUGGAAGGGGGUCAAAACCUCAGGGAAGGUUGUGUGGGUGACCGCCACCCUGCCCUACAUAGUGCUUUUCAUCCUUCUCAUUCGAGGAGCCACUCUGCCAGGAGCCUGGAGAGGGGUGGUGUUCUACCUGAAGCCCCAGUGGGGAAAGCUGCUGGAAACUAGUGUGUGGGUGGAUGCAGCCGCACAGAUAUUCUUCUCUCUUGGGCCGGGGUUCGGGGUCCUCCUGGCUCUUUCCAGUUACAACCCUUUCACGAACAACUGCUAUCGAGAUGCUAUAGUGACCAGUUUGGUGAACUGUCUGACCAGCUUUGUGUCGGGCUUUGUGAUCUUCACGGUGCUUGGUUACAUGGCAGAGAUGAGGAAGGUGGAGGUUGAAGACGUUGCCAGAGAUAAAGGACCCAGUUUACUCUUCAUCACUUACCCAGAAGCCAUUGCAAACAUGAUGGGCUCCACAUUUUUUGCAAUCAUCUUUUUUGUGAUGAUGAUCACGCUGGGGCUAGACAGCACGUUUGGAGGUUUGGAGGCGAUCAUCACUGCAGUGCUGGAUGAAUACCCUGACCAGUUCUCACACAGACGAGAGCUUUUUGUGCUUUGUUUGGUGGUGGUCUGCUUCCUGGGCUCCCUGAGCACGCUCACAAAUGGCGGGGCCUACGUAGUGAAGCUGUUGGAGGAAUUUGGAGUGGGGUGCUCCAUCAUUGCAGUGGGGUUCCUCGAGGCCAUCGCUGUUUCUUGGUUCUACGGUAUUAAGAGAUUCAGCAACGACGUUCAGGCCAUGCUGGGCACGGCACCAGGAUUAUUCUGGAGGGUGUGCUGGGUUGGCAUCAGCCCAGCCUUUCUGGCGUACAUCAUAGUCAGCUCUUUGCUGAAAGCUCCACCGCUCACGCUGUUCGACUAUAAGUACCCAGACUGGAGCAUCACGGUGGGCUACAUCAUCGGCUUCUCGUCUUUCAUGUGGAUCCCCAUCUACAUGGUCUACAAGCUGGUGUGGACACCUGGUUCGCUCAAACAGAGGUUGGCGGUGUGUCUGAGACCAGAGAGGACCAUUCCGGACAUCCACGCCGACAACCUCAACAUGACCAUUGUACAGUAGAGCGCCAAACGCAUCUGUGUUCUUGUGAAUUAUUCUUCAUGCCACACUGGGGAAGUGAAUUGUGAUCAAACCUGACCUGACGCCGUGACUGUUCACCUGUGGGUGAUGUGGGAACAGCUGACUCUCACUGCAUGUGUCCACUCUGUGAACGAGCUGAGUGCUGCAACAUCGUCAUCCUGAGAGGGACUCAGACAGCAAUACCUUCGCUCUGUGUGUGGUGCCGACGAGCAUCAUUGAUAUAGUUUUAAUCUUUGCUUCUGUGGUCGUAUGAGUCACCUGUGGUCUGUUGGCCUGAAUUAUUGUUUUCAAAGUGUAACAUUCGACACAUUAUUCUUUAAGCAGCCAUUAAGAAAAACAAUUAAUUUUUUUGAGUAAGGGUAUGACUGUUGUUUCACAAAUAAAUGUACUUUUAUAGAGUAUAAUAGGCAACAAUUUACCAACUCAUGAUUUCAAUAAACUCCAAUCACAAUGUUUUGCCUUAAUCGGAUCAAAUGUACAAAAUAUUCACCAUCCUUUUGUGCCUCUCCAAUGAUGUAUGUUCUGAUGUCUUAAGUUUUAGUCACAAAUAUUAUCAAAGCUUUAUUUACUAUAUUGGAAACUGAUGUGAUGGUUGUUGUCUCCUGUUUAACAGAUGUGUAUAAAGUGAUACGCUGUGAU
This is a messenger RNA of Oryzias melastigma (Indian medaka), 2621 nucleotides long. It is a transcript of the gene slc6a4b, whose product is annotated as solute carrier family 6 member 4b. Gene Ontology annotation, molecular function: serotonin:sodium:chloride symporter activity; serotonin binding. Gene Ontology annotation, cellular component: neuron projection; membrane. The record is from RefSeq and is a predicted model, not a curated record. The coding region runs from base 207 to 1964 and encodes 585 amino acids. NCBI's taxonomy places the organism in Eukaryota, Metazoa, Chordata, Actinopteri, Beloniformes, Adrianichthyidae. The transcript is spliced from 13 exons. Gene Ontology annotation, biological process: sodium ion transmembrane transport; serotonin uptake.